GGCCGACGAGGAAGCGCUGGGGAGGCCGGCGUGGAGGACGGGGAAAGGCGGGCGCCGAGGGACCGGGAGCCGCGGGGAGGCGGGGCCGGAGCCCGGGGGCAGCCCCGGCCCGCGGCCGCUCCGCCCCCACCGCCGGGCCCCCGGGGCGACUGCGAGCUCGGCCGGAGCCUCGCUAACUUUUCCGGGCGGAAGAGGAGGAGAAACGGGCUGGGACCGAGUUGUGGGUGGGAGGAUGCCGAGAAGCAGCCCGGUCCCUGCGCCCGGCGGGGCGGCCAGCUAGGCAGCCGUCGGCGGAGCGGCCCAUGUCCGACGCCGGCGAAGCCCUGGGUCCGGGGCCCCGACCGGGGGCCGAAGCUGGCGAGGGCCGCCUGGGCGCCCCGGCCCGGGAUAAAUGUGAAAAAGAAAAUACUGAGAGAGAUAUAACUCAUGCCACCAAUAGCUGCUUCACACAUGGAGAGAUGCAAGACCAGUUCAUUUGGGGAAAUUGUUCAGAGGAUGAACUCAUCAGAACCCAACCUCAGCGCUUGCCUCAGCUUCAAACUUCAGCACAAGAACCAAGUGAGGAGGACGUAGACAAGACAAAGAACUGCCACAAAAGUCUGAGCAACGGAAAUGGAAUUCACCAUGGAGCCAAACAUGUGUCUGUGGAGAGUCGAAGACUUUCAGCACCUGUUUCCCAAAAAGUGCAUAGAAAAAUUCAGUCCAGCUUGUCUGUAAAUAGUGAUAUCAAUAAGAAGAGUAAAGUGAAUGCAGUCUUUUCCCAAAAGCCAGGCUCCUCACCUGAAGAUUGCUGUGUCCACUGCAUCCUCGCCUGCUUGUUCUGUGAAUUCCUGACCCUCUGCAACAUCGUCCUGGGACAAGCUUCCUGUGGCAUCUGUACCUCAGAGGCCUGCUGCUGUUGCUGCGGAGAUGAAAUGGGGGAUGACUGCAACUGCCCUUGUGACAUGGACUGUGGCAUCAUGGACGCCUGUUGUGAAUCAUCAGACUGUUUGGAAAUCUGUAUGGAAUGCUGUGGAAUCUGUUUUCCUUCAUAAAUAUUUAUCUUUUGUUUGCGUUAAAACUGGAGAGUGUUUUAAAAUUUUCCUUUUAAGGAAGAAAAAAAGCACAUGGUAAGAUUUCAUGAAACAAGCAACCUAGUAUUUGCACUAACUCAUUUUAGUAAUCUCUGAAAGCCUUUUUUUUCCCCUCUAACCAAAUCUGCUUGGUUUAAUAUGUGAAAUUUUAACUACUUUUAAGCUCUUUAAUAGAAUAUUCAAUGACUAAGGGACAUUUUGACCAAACCCCCCUCCCCCAAAAAACAACAACAAAAACGAAACUAAAUAUUUCCUCCUUUUCAUACAUAUUUCUAUUUCUUUUAAUCAUUAUCAGAAGGCUUUUGCUCCAAAUGUAUUAUUUCUCCGUGGGUAUUAAAAGCAGACUAAUUUUCAUGUGUAUCUAUUAAUGGUUAACAGUAAACAUUUUUACUUUAAAGUAAACUUUGGGAAACAAAUCCAAAUAGCAGUUGGGCGCCCCCAGUUUACCUUUAUGCUCUGUUCUCCCCUUUCCCCGUUUGUUCAACAGGCAUUGAGGGCCUACUGUGUGUCAUCUGCUGAGAUGCAGAGAUGGCUGUCAUUCAGUUUCCACCCACGAGAGAAUAGAGUUUAGCGGAGGAACGAGACCCGUAAAAAAUGAACCACGAGGCAUACUGUGGGGAUGAUGGGAAAGAGAAACUCAAAAGGAUAUAGGAGUGCAAUACACAGAAAAGAACAACUAAUAUCUGCUGGAAUGUCCAGGAAGGUUCAAGGAGAAUGUGACAUUUGAGGAAACCUCUUAGAAUGAGUGAUUCAUCUGCUGCUGGAAUGAAUUAUUUGGAUUUAGGGCAAAGUUUUAGGUGAAUAGCCUGAACUGUGUGUGUGUUUUAAGCAGUUAAAGAAAAAAAGACCUUAAGUAUGUAUUCUCUUUAGUUGUAAAACCUAUAGCUUUAAAAAAAAACACUAUAAAAUUUAAAAUAUACAUUUUUUACACAUAAUUUAAAAGUUAUGGUAAAGUUUUGGAUAAAAACAGAAGGCCUUAUUUAAAAACCAUGUUUUCUAAAGAAUGUGAAAUACUUUUGACAAAUUGCAUUUAAAUUAGGAGAUUUUUUAAUAUUAAACUCCCAGUAUUUUUGUUUUGAUUUAUUCAAAAGCUUUCUUUCUUUCUUUCUUUCUUUUUUUUCACUUGAGAAUUGUGUUGUUUUCUAAGGGGGUUCAUGGAGUUUUUUUGGUUUGUUUCUUAAGCAUUGUUAUAUUUUAUAAACAGUAAGCCAUUCUUCUAGUACAGUGGGAGUCUUGACAUCCACUACUGGGACCAAUUUCAGUAUUGCGAUUUUAUGUAAAAUUGAAUUAACAUGGCAGGUUAUGAAACCUUAAGUGUACUGAAAUAAGUCAAUUAUAAGACUGAGUAUAUUGCUCUUGAGAUAGAGACUGUGUUGGGCAGAUAAAAGGAAGAGGAAAUUUUCACACUACGUGGUCUCCUAAAUUUGAUCUUCUUGAAGUUGUAGUUUGGUUUGAUGUAAUGUAAUUUCUUGUAGAAAUUUUGAAAAUAUACUUUGGAUUAAUAGUUUUUUUAAUUUUUCUGGUUGAAUAUCAAAUUAAGAGUAAAAACAAGUGCAUAUUUUUAGGAAGCUUUUUAGCAAACCUAGCCUUUUAAGAGAAAUUUUAAAUCUAAAGCACAGCAAUGCUACCUAUGUUUGUUUUUUUUCAUUGAGAUGAAACCUAGUUUCUACUUAUAUCUUUACCUAAACUACUUAAAAAAUAGUUGACGCCCCCGUUUAUACACAUACACACACUCACAACUUUAAAGUGUCUGGUUUAAAUAGAAUUCUAGUAAAAAUCUGUCUUUCUCUUCCUUAUCUUUCUCUUCCUUGUAUUUUAGUUGUUAUAUCAAAUAUAAGUAACCAGAAUCUGAAUAUUUACAUGUACCCAGAGUUACCUUAGGUAUAUAUAUAUUAGGAUGUAUGUCAUCUGUGUAUUGACCUAUAGAGCAUUCUAAUGAUCUAAAAUUAUUAAAAUAUUUCACAUGUUAUCCUGCAAAAUUUUUCAACUAAGUGGUUCGUCUAAUACUUAAAUAUAUUCUGCUACAAUUUGCAGUAAAAAUAUGAGCACUUUUAAAAUAAUGUUUCUCUGUAACAGGGAACACUAAUAGAAUUUUUUUUUUUCAUAUUUAUACCCAUAGCCCUUUUCCUCUGUUGUGUACUUUGCAGUUAUUCCAUAAAGUACCUGGUGUUACCAGGGAAAUUAGUGGGCCAGAUUGCCCUGUCGCACGUGGGAAUGGGGUUCUUGGGGUACUUCUGCGAUAAGCAUUGUCAGGAGCCCCCACAGAAGAACGGGGUGCGGAAAAAGGCUCUAUUUGCAGGGAGUUACCUUCCUUGGGCUCCACAGUUCCCAUGUCCUUAAGCCAGUCCUGAGAAAGGUGCCGCUGGGGUCCCAAUAGAGCCAGAAGCAAAGCCAGCGUGCGGAAUGACCGUGUUGCAGCUGGUUCUGGCAGAGCAUCAGGCUGGUUAGAGUCCCUUAUUCCAUGGGGAGCCCACAUGGCCGUGGACUACGUGGGUGAGUGCAGGGACAUGGCCCUUUGCACAAGGGUCAGGCACAAACAGCAGGCAAGGGAGCCACGCGAGGAAACUCCUUUUGUCUAGGAGUUUAGCUAUUCAGGUCUCACGCCUUUGCUGUGGCCAUGCUUGUUCUGGCCACUGACUUGCUUCCAGCUGUGACUGACAGCUAAGCACCUUCCCAUGUCACCCAGACCUGGCUGGGCAUGCAUCCAAACUGCCUUUGUUCAGUCCCUCCCCGCAUUGGUCACUGGGCAACAGGCUUGGAGAGGGUUAAAUGAUAGCUUUCUAGCAAAGCUGUAUAAAUGGCAUGCCUAUAGUAUCUAGUCUUCCCUUAACUCCUUUCCUAUUAAAUAAUUAUAAUGGUAUCACCUUUGUAUUACUUUUUAAAAAAUAAAUUGGAAACAAAUCAAAGUAGGCAAUUGUGAAAAUAAUUUCAAUAUGUUUUAGAAUUUCUGUAUGUAAAAUGUUUUGUUGAAUUAUAUGGCCAUUGUGACUACGUGAUAUAGUUUACAGUUAUAGACUCAGUCUCCUUUUAAAUGUAGAAACAAUCUCAUUUUUACACUUGACCUGUAUUAUCCUGAAUACAUUACUUUGAAAUAAAAAUAUGACCUCUC
Messenger RNA from Myotis daubentonii (Daubenton's bat), 4182 nucleotides. It is a transcript of the gene MDFIC, whose product is annotated as MyoD family inhibitor domain containing. Gene Ontology annotation, biological process: negative regulation of DNA-templated transcription; positive regulation of viral transcription. The record is from RefSeq and is a predicted model, not a curated record. Gene Ontology annotation, cellular component: nucleus; cytoplasm. Gene Ontology annotation, molecular function: transcription factor binding. NCBI's taxonomy places the organism in Eukaryota, Metazoa, Chordata, Mammalia, Chiroptera, Vespertilionidae.